AUGGCUACGGUUCGGCCGAUGGGUCUCCCUCCUGGGCGGGCCACGGGAGGGGCUAAGUCCGUGUGGCGUUUCCUCCUCGUUCUCGCGGUCGUUUCGCUCGUCUCGCUUGUGUCGCCCGUCGAUUCCAAGAAGAUCUUCAGCCCCCCACCCGCGCAGCCCAUAAUCAUGUGCUCCCUGAACGUCAUAGUGUGUGGGGCCAACGGUCAGAUGUACCCGUGCAGGGAGAUGGCGCCCAAGGGAAUGGCCACCACCACCGACCUCUCCAAGUGUCGCCCGCCUGGGGAUGUGAUCGUGACGCCUUCUGAAUCUCAAUGCCCCAUUAAAGCUUCAAAGGUGUGUGCCAGUGACGGGAGGAACUACUCCUGUGCUAACGUGGCACCCAAGGGGCUGCUGACGACGACAGACCUAUCUGCUUGCCAGACACCUGCCACGUGUCCCUGGUCCACGUCAGCAUACAGCAAAUCCAGCCUGGCACUCCUGGCCAACGCAUGCAGCUCCCUCCCUCUCUCCUCCUCCUCUUCGUCCUCCACACCUCUUCCCAUUACCUCCUCUCUGAUUGGCUGCUGCGCUGCCACGUCAGCACUCCUCCAAUCCACCGCCAUUGCCACCGCAAAGGCUAAAUCGCCGAGGGUAAAUACCCCUGCGGUUUUCGACGCCCGUGCCGGGCAGUGCAUGAAGGAGUUUGUACCCUAUUUACAAUCUCCCAAAGCCGCACUUGCAGCAGCAGCAUCAGCGUCAGCAGCAGCGGUUGCGGUUCUUUCUAAGUUCAAUCCGGUGCUACAGUGCGGGCGGCUGGGGUUUGGGGCGGUGCAAUUUGGACUGGAUGGAGGGAAGGGGGCAUGUCACGGAAUUACCACAGAAGCUCAGCUCACAUCCGCGUUAAAAGCCUCUCCAGUAGGGUGGGUGAGCAGCUACAUGCAGAAGGACUGCAGCAGCACCACUGGCAGCAGUGGCCGGUGCCCAGACUGUGCCAAGCAGGUGUCGACGCUCUUUGAUGCUCUCGUCCACCCUGGCGACUCCACUUCACAAAAGCAGCGCUGCUGGGCUUUAAUCGCCUACUAUACAGCAUCUUCACUCGGCAACUCUACCAGUCAGAGCAACGGCAUCGCCCUUUGCCUGCAUAAGAACGCCCCUUCCUCCCUCCUGCCUCCUGGGACCACUAUCAAGGCAGCUACUAUUAUCGCCGCACCUGCUAUUAAGCCUGCAGCGACUGUUAAGCCUCCUAGUCUCCCCCCUGUCAAGCCUACUAGUAAGAUCACUGUUGGAACUGCUGAAGUCAUGGAUCCAACCCCAGCAUCCACCUUCCGCGCCGCAGUUGACACGUCAGCAGGCGCCAGCUCAGCGCCAUCCACGUCAGCACGGUCCACGUCAGCAACGGCGAUCAUCGUCGCCAGCGUGGCGCUGGCGGUCCUGCUGGCAGCAGUCGUGGCAGCAACCGUCCUAGCUGUCAGGGGCGCGCGGCACCACAUGCACAGGCAGCGACUCGCCUCCUCUAUCUCGGUAUACCCCAGUGGUUCCUAUAUUGAGUUCUCUUUUGUGGAGUCUACACCUUUGCCUGAAAUUAUACUUCCCUAUCAUGUGAAGGUGGAUGCAUUCGAGGUUGCUUGA
Closterium sp. Yama58-4 is the source of this 1608-nucleotide messenger RNA. Lineage: Eukaryota; Viridiplantae; Streptophyta; Zygnematophyceae; Desmidiales; Closteriaceae. The record is from the annotation of a GenBank genome assembly.